AUCUCUCUGUUUUGUUUGCAUUGUGGGGAAAAGCGAACCAACCACUACGAGGACGACAUUUAUGAGAUCCUGGUCGCGCCUCCCUCAAAACCCCGAGUGUCACAGUAAAAACGUUUUAAUUGAAUCGGCACAGGCAGUAAUUUAUUUCAGUGUCCAAGAUCACUGAAAGGCAAAACGGACACUGCAAGACUUCAGUAUAACGACAUAAACUACAAUGGAUUGUUCAACCAAUGACAGCAAAUCAACCAGCAAGAAUAAAGUGGUGGCUGUGGUGGGAGGUGGUUUGGUCGGCGCCUUGAAUGCCUGCUACUUUGCAAAAAGAGGUUUUCAAGUAGAGGUCUUUGAAUCUCGAGAAGAUAUCCGCCAAGCCAAAAUAGUCAAGGGAAGAAGCAUCAAUCUAGCUCUAUCUCACAGGGGUCGCCAGGCAUUGAAACAAGUGGGAAUGGAAGACACGAUUGUCUCCAAAGGAAUCCCCAUGCAUUCCAGAAUGAUCCACUCCUUGAAUGGGACACAGUCCCCCAUUCCUUAUGGCAAGAAAGGACAGUACAUCCUGUCUGUUGACAGAGCCAACCUCAACAAAGAACUGUUGUCAGCGGCAGAGACGUAUUCAAACACAAAGCUGAACUUCGCCCACAAACUACUCAACUGGAGCACUGAAACAGGAGCAAUGACCUUUCUCAGGGCUGAUGGUGCAAAGGAGGAGAUCCAGGCAGACUUGAUUGUGGGGUGUGAUGGAGCGUUCUCUGCAGUUCGGAAACAGUUCCUCCGUCAGAGCCGUUUCAACUUCAGUCAGACCUACAUCCCCCAUGGGUACCUGGAGCUCACCAUGCCCCCCAUCAAUGGAGAGUUUGCCAUGAAGCCUAAUUAUCUGCACAUAUGGCCGCGCAACACAUUCAUGAUGAUUGCUCUACCCAACUUGGACAAGACUUUCACCUGCACACUCUUCAUGCCGUUUGACGAGUUUGAAAAUGUCACCACGGGCGACCAGGUCAUUGAGUUCUUCCAGAAAUACUUUCCCGACGCCAUCCCACUAAUAGGAGCGGAUGCUCUUAAGAGGGAUUAUUUCCGUCUACCAGCCCAGGCCAUGGUGUCCGUGAAGUGCUCUCCAUAUCACCUUAGUGAUAAGUGUGUCCUUAUGGGGGAUGCAGCCCACGCUGUGGUGCCAUUCUACGGACAGGGGAUGAACGCAGGCUUUGAAGACUGCCUUGUUUUCAACGAAAUCAUGGACCAGCUCAACGAAGAUUUCAGUGCUGUUCUGCCUGAGUACACUCGAGUCCGAGUCCCAGACGACCAUGCCAUCGCAGACCUGGCCAUGUACAACUACGUCGAAAUGCGGUCACAUGUCAAUUCCAAGUGGUUCCUGUUCCGAAAAUACGUAGACAAUACCCUCCACAUUAUUAUGCCAAGGACAGUAAUCCCCUUAUAUACCAUGGUUACAUUUACUAGGACAAGGUACCAUGAGGCAGUAAAACGCUGGCACUGGCAAGACAAAGUGAUCAACCAAGGCCUGUUAUGUGUGGCAGCAUCUGUUGUGGGGGGCUCCUACCUUCUAUUCAGAUACCCCCCUAACAUGCCCAACAUCUCCAUUGAGCAGCUGUGGACCAGGCUGCAGGCCCUCAAGAGUCCCUUCUGAGGUUUUGUGGGCUAAUACCUCUUCGUCCCAGAUAAAGGGGUGAAAACAGAGCUAGAAACAAGAUGGAAAAAUACAGUGUUCUGUGACCCAAUUACCAAUGUAAUUUUUUCAUAAUGUACAUUUUAUUGACUGUAAUUGAAGGCCUGUGGGGCACAUUUUGUGUUAAUGUACAUGUAACUACCAAAAUGAUUACCCCUCUUUCAAAGUUAAUGAGAAUUCUUCUUCUAGCCAUGGUAACCAAAAUAACUGGGCAUUUUUAUACAUAACCCUAGGCAUAAUAGUGUCACACCCUGACCAUAGUUUGCUUUGUAUGUUUCUAUGUUUUGUUUGGUCAGGGUGUGAUCUGAGUGGGCAUUCUAAGUUGGAUGUCUUGUUUGUCUAUUUCUAUGUCUGGCCUGAUAUGGUUCUCAAUCAGAGGCAGGUGUUAGUAAUUGUCUCUGAUUGGGAACCAUAUUUAGGUAGCCUGUUUGGUGUUGGGUUUUGUGGGUGAUUGUUCCUGUCUCUGUUUUCACCAGAUAGGCUGUUUAGGUUAUCAUACGUUAUUGUUUUGUUAAAGAACCAUGAAUAAUCACCACGCUGCGUUUUGGUCUGCCUCUCCUUCAAGUCAAGAAAACCGUUACAAAUAGGCUGUUAAUUUCUUAUUUAACUCAGUAACCACACCUGUGUGGAAGCACCUACUUUAAAAAUACUUUGUGUCCCUCAUUUACUCAAGUGUUUAUUAACCAACAUCCAACUCGUGUCAGUCAUGUUGCAGUAAUUAAACAUUCCAAAUAAUUUGUGGCAUAUUAUUGUCCCAGUUCCAUGUCAACAUGCCAGAAAAUAACUUAAGUGGCUUUUUUUGUGGGUGUGUUGAAUCAAACAUAAAUACAGAAAAUAAUGUUCUUAUCUUCGAGGGCAUUACAUUAGACCACAGUAUUAUUUUUUUGAUUGAGGUUGCAACUGCAAAGUUCCUUUAUUUAUCUAGGCAAGACAGUUAUGAACAAAUUCUUAUUUUCAAUGACGGCCUAGGAACAGUGGGUAAACUGCCUGUUCAGGGGCAGAACGACAGAUUUGUACCUUGUCAGCUCAGGGGGUUUGAACUUGCAACCUUCCGCUCUAACCACUAGGCUACCCUGCCACCUGUCUUAAUGCUGUCCCAUGAUCACAAUGCUACUGCUCAACAAUACAACUGUAGUAGCCAUGGCUGCAUGACCCGUGUUGACAAAUAAUUAUUUAUCAUUAAAGUUAGAAACAUUGUUAAUACAA
This is a messenger RNA of Oncorhynchus masou masou (cherry salmon), 2878 nucleotides long. RefSeq names its product kynurenine 3-monooxygenase-like. Gene Ontology annotation, biological process: quinolinate biosynthetic process; L-tryptophan catabolic process. Gene Ontology annotation, molecular function: FAD binding; kynurenine 3-monooxygenase activity. The transcript has 15 exons. Gene Ontology annotation, cellular component: mitochondrial outer membrane. Lineage: Eukaryota; Metazoa; Chordata; Actinopteri; Salmoniformes; Salmonidae. The record is from RefSeq and is a predicted model, not a curated record. Bases 215 to 1633 code for a protein of 472 amino acids.